AGCAUUUGUUUUGAUCCCGGCGUGUGUUUCGUCCGCGUGCAACUACAAAUCUCCCGUUAUGAGCUCAGUAAUUCUUCCAACAGCACACAUAAAGUCAUCCGCGGAGAACAAAGUCGAAAAUAGCAGCACCGAAGAGGAGGAGAGAGGGAAGAAAAGAAAGAUGUCUCUUUCCAGUUGUGGUGUUUGCGGAUCAGAGGAGGCCAAGUACAGGUGUCCAGCCUGCCUUACUCAUUCCUGCAGCUUGCCGUGUGUGAAGAAGCACAAGGAAGUUUCAGGAUGCAGUGGCGUUAGAAAUAAAACAGCAUUUGUGACACUGUCACAAUUUGAUGAAAUGGCACUUCUCAGUGAUUACAGGUUUCUGGAGGAUACUGGCCGAUUUGCUGAUGGUGCCACCAGAGACAACCUCGUCCAGGCUCCUCGUGUCACUGUCAAAUCUAAGAAACUGGCCUCUAAUGCCAGGAAGAUGAACAUCACCCUGAGAUUCCUCCCCAUCACCUUCUCUAAGAGCAGAGAAAACUCCACCUUCUUCCUUACAAAAGAAAAACUGUUUCUGUGGCACCUGAAGCUCAUAUUUCCUCAGAGCAGUUCAGAGUUCACUCAGAGGAGGGUGUCUGACAAACAAACCUUGAAGCAGAUCUUGACUGCUUAUAUUCACCCUACAGAGUCGGACCCUGUCACACGUCAGAAGUUGAAGAUGUAUGUGCAAGCUCGGUUUGAUCAUGUCAAAGUCUUCAUGAAAGUGGAGGGAAGAAAGGCUAACUCUGUCAGGUAUCAUGAGUUGGACAUUGAGAAAAACCUGAGGGAUAACCUGAGCUACAAAACACUGAUUGAAUAUCCUGUGCUGCAUGUUGUACUCAAAGAUCACUGGAAGGACUAUCCACUGAAAGGACCAGGUAAAAAAACAAACACACCCACCCUAAUCUUAGCCCUUUUUCUCAUCUCAUCUAACUUUCUGUUAUUUUCCCCUGCAUGCAUGCUUUUCUGCUGAUUGCCAAACAGCUUUCAGUAACUAAACAACAGGAUGAAUAUCUAAUGAGUUCAAAUACUUUGUAGCCCCCAAACACCAACCUCUCUCCACUCCCCCGAUUCCAGCAGCAUUGUAUCAUGUCCUGGUUUCUCCAGCUGAGGCUUUAAGACUUUGUUCCCUUAUUUUUCACUAUGGCAACAUGCUACCCAAAAGGAAAUGAGCGUGCUCUGUUCAACAUCACUUACACCACCUUAACCUCAACUGCAAUUGUGGCCAGAAAGAGGAUCAAACAUGGCUUAUUGCUGAAGAUUGACCUCAUAAGCUGUGAAGUGAGAAUAGACGAGAAAACAGGAGAUGAGUCCGUGCUUUUUCUCACCCCUGCGUCACUUUCCACUACUGCUGGGUUUUCAGCGUCGAGAAUCAGUCGCGUCAAAACAGGACAGCGUGUCACGAAAAGCACGCUCAUCUGUUUGGUUCCUGUGAGAUGUGUACAGUUCGGCCCAGCUGUGGUUAUCGCAGUACUUUCGGUAUGAUCACAAAAGACCACACAAACACAGUAUCACAGUUGCUGUCAGAGCCAGACUAGCCGAAUGGCGAAUGAGAUCAUUUUUAGUCUGAGUGUGUGCGUGUUUUUAGUGAUAAGGCCUCGGUACCACGCUGUUUUCCUAUAAGGUUAGCUGUAGAAACACACUGAUGAUUACACAUGCCAUGGACUGUGAAGCUAGACGGGAAAUGAUAACAAGCAAUAGGACAGCGUGGCAGCGACUGUAUCUGCUAAAGUAAUGUUGGGGGUCUGGCAGGCUCCAAGCAUGCACCGUGCAGCCAGACAGUUUAAACUGAAUUCUAUAUUUUGUUCUAUAAACAGACCUGAAAUAUGACAGAAACCAUUGGUAAAGAGUUAAAGCCUUAGAAAGUACUGUCUGCAGCCCCAAUGUAGCCAAAAGGUUAAAGUCAGUUAUCUUUGAGUUUCUGUCACGCUGAGCUCACUGGUCACUUCACUGGAAAU
Neolamprologus brichardi is the source of this 1973-nucleotide messenger RNA. NCBI's taxonomy places the organism in Eukaryota, Metazoa, Chordata, Actinopteri, Cichliformes, Cichlidae. The record is from RefSeq and is a predicted model, not a curated record.